Candida dubliniensis CD36 is the source of this 1005-nucleotide messenger RNA. RefSeq lists its product as uncharacterized. NCBI's taxonomy places the organism in Eukaryota, Fungi, Ascomycota, Pichiomycetes, Serinales, Debaryomycetaceae. The transcript has a single exon. The coding region runs from base 1 to 1005 and encodes 334 amino acids. Gene Ontology annotation, molecular function: mRNA binding; RNA 7-methylguanosine cap binding. The record is from RefSeq and is a predicted model, not a curated record. Gene Ontology annotation, cellular component: nucleus; cytosol.
AUGAUGACUGAACCAGAAGUUGCACCAUAUGGAGGAUUUUUAAUAAAAUCAUUAGAAGAUGAAUCAGAAAAUUUGAAACAAUUACAACAACAAUCAAUAGAAAUCACUACUAAUCAAGGAACUAUUGAAAUCAUUCGACCUGAAGCCAUUAAAAUCAUUGGUGUUGAUAAUUUAUCAACUAAUGAUAUACAAAAUUAUAUUGAUUAUUAUAUUAAUUAUAUUACCACUAUAAUAAAUCCUGAAACUAAUGAAUUAAAAUAUGAAUUAAUUCCAUUUGAUCAACUGAUUGAAUUUAAAAUUGAAUGGAUUGAUGAUAAUUCUGUUAAUAUAGUUUUCCAAACUAUUAAUGAUUGUUAUAAAAGUUUCCAAAAAAUUAGUGAAUCACCAAUAUUAGAAAAAUUAGGUUCACAAGAAUAUAUUAAUCAAAGUAUAAUUGAACGGAAAGGGAAAUCAUAUAAUCCAAUAAUUGAUUUUAAAAAACAUCAAAAUUUGGCUAAUAGAUUAAAAUUGGCAAAUGAAGCAACUAAUAAUAAUAAUAAUAAUCAAAUAAAAGUUGAAGAUGCCGGUGAUAUGGAAGAAGAUGAAGUGUUUGUAGAAUUAAUUAUUCGUCAAUCAUUUCAACUGGAUAGAAAAAUUAAAAAUGCAUCACAAUAUUCUCGAUAUUAUUUGAUUCAUGGAGAACCAGAAAGAAGAUCACGACCACGGAAACAUCUUGAUCCUCAAAGAAGAAAUAAAUAUCCUGCUGGUUAUAGAUCAAGAAAAAACAAUAAUGAUAAUAAUAUUGGUGAUGAUCAAGAAGAUUUAUUUGCUGAUAAAUUAAAGGGAGAAAGAAAAAGUAGAAGUGAUAAUAGAAAUGUUAAUGAAGAUCACAAUCAUGGCAACGACGAUGGCAACGAUGAUUAUGAUGAUGAUUUAUUUGCUGAUAAAUUGAAACAAUCUAAAAGAGAUAGAUCAAGAUCACCAAUGAGAAUUGAUAAUGAAGAUAUAUCAUAUAGACAAAGAUGA